This is a messenger RNA of Alnus glutinosa, 1242 nucleotides long. RefSeq names its product protein ALP1-like. The coding region runs from base 1 to 1242 and encodes 413 amino acids. Lineage: Eukaryota; Viridiplantae; Streptophyta; Magnoliopsida; Fagales; Betulaceae. The record is from RefSeq and is a predicted model, not a curated record. The transcript has 3 exons.
AUGGACGGAUCUAACCUGCCUGUCGUACCCGCAUAUGGAAAUAUAGAUGAUGAAAUUGAUGACGAUAUUUUCUUUUUACUGAGUGCGAUUGACUCAUCAGACGACGAUGAAAACACCAAAAUGCCGCAACGCAACUUGCCAUUACGAGGGGGCAUGUACAUAACAUACAUGCUGAACGGUCACCCAGAGCCGUGUUUUCAAAUGUUUCGUAUGGAGCCACCAGAUUUUAUAGCUUUGUGUUUUGAGUUGAGGGAGCGCCGACUCAUAGAGAGUACAAGGAAUCUUGAUGUUGAGGAAAGUGUUGCUAUAUUUCUUGUGCUUACUGGGCACUGCCAAGGGCAGCGGAUCGCUGCAGAUCGCUUCCAACACUCCACGGAGACAAUAAACCGGCAUUAUAAUAAGGUGUUGAAAGCACUGGGCCAUCUGGCCAAGGUUUACAUCAAAGUGAGACAUAGGACUGGGGUGCACCCACAUGUACAGGGUAAUCCUAAAUAUUAUCCUUGGUUCAAGGAUUGUAUUGGUGCAGUCGACGGCACACACAUAAAGGCCCAAAUCCCGGCUGAGCACCAACGCCUCUAUCGUGGCCGGAAAAAGGAAUGCACACAUAACAUUAUGGCAAUAUGCGAUUUUGAUAUGUUAUUCACGUUCGUGUACGCUGGCUGGGAGGGAACCGCGAACGAUGGCCGGGUUUUCAAGGAUGCUGUUACAACUGACCAAGGCUUUGAGUGGCCUACAGAUGGGCACUAUUAUGUGGCUGAUUCUGCAUACCCAUGCACACGAGGUUUCUUGCCUCCGUAUAAAGGGGAGAGGUAUCAUCUCUCCCAUUUUCGUAAUAGGCCUCUGCCCCGUGGGUACAAGGAACUGUUUAAUUUCAGACACUCCUCACUACGAAUGAUGAUUGAGAACUGCUUCGCUAGAUUAAGGAGGAGAUGGCGUAUUUUGUACGAUAUGCCUAGGUACUUAUUGACACGUCAACCUGGCAUUAUCAUGGCAUGCUGUACACUGCACAACUUCAUCGGGACACGUAAUCCAAAUGAUCAAAUAUUCAACGGCACUGAUGCAGCAGAACCAGAGACGAGUGAGCAGCCUUAUGCAUAUGGCAACAAUGAUGAGGCAGGCCCCUCGCAUUCGGGACAGUAUGACUUCUCAUCUGCAGCUGGCAUUGAAAUGGCCAAUUUUAGAGAAGGCAUUGCACAAGCAAUGUGGGAUAAUGCACAUGGAAACGAAGAUGGAGAUAAUUAA